AUGGGAUUUUGCAGACGAUGCGGUGACAUUGUUGUUGGUCCCCGCUGCAAGUGCGGCGGUACUGCAUGGGACCAGAACGAAGGAAGGCCGCAAGAUAGGUGGUCUAAGACCUAUGUCACCAGGGAGAAGUCUCCUACCCGCCCCGUCCGAGAGACAGUCGAAGAUACCCCUCCUUCCGCUCCUUCUGGCUCCUCCAGGCGGUUCCCGCGCCCCGCCUCGUCCGUCACACUCGGUAGCGCGGAGUCACCCCCGUCCAGUUCCGCAGCAGCAGCGGCAGGUAUACUCCCGAACCCGAACGGAUCCGAGCUCGCGAAAGUGUAUGGAUCCGUACUCCAACCGAAGGAAACACUGGACUCGUUUCACUGUGCGCUGUGUUCCACUCCCUUCUCUCCUGAUGCUACCAUCUAUCCUGAUCCAUCAACCCUUUCGUUGACUGGUGUCGUCCUCACUCCCGGAAACAAUACCCGGUUCCUAUGUCGUCCAUGCUUUGUGGACAACGGCGGCUCGAAAGGAGACUGUCCUGCCUGCCACAGACCCGUCCUGAUUCUCAAGACCGAAGGCGGCUUCGUGGAGAACAGCGGUAGAGUGUGGCACAAGAAGUGUUUCUUGUGCGACGGAUGUGGCAAGGACAUCGGAAAGCCAUGCUGUGCAGACUGUUUCGACUCCUGCCUCAACAGGUCUACCCGAAACACGCCGCAGAAGUCUGGUCGCAAAGACGAUGGUACACUAAGCAACCUGGGUGGUACAAGGCGCGGAGAGCGGGAGCGGGAGGGCAGCCCAGCUUUGGAGGAGCUCGAGCAGCGUCUCGGCAUCAUUCGCAGUCGAGAGAACACUCCAGUUAAAGACGACCGUUCCAUCCGUACCAACUCUGGUCUGAAGAGUCCAACUCUCACACCUGUGCGUAGUCCCCUGGCAUCCAGGUAUGCACCAGGCAACACAGGCAGCGUUGACAGCAGCCCUAUCGUCGAACGACUGGCCGCACGUGCCCGUGCCGACUCCUUUCCCUCGCUCGGCUCCUCACCUGCCAUGCAAAUAGGUGCCAGUGCGCGGGAUGGCAGCCCACUUUCAGCGCGACGCAUGAGCAGGUAUCGGAGCCCGGACCCUGAGGAUGCGCUGAGUGACGGUAGCCCGGCACCGCGACGGACGUACAAUCGGUUCAGGAGCCCCGAGCCUGAUGUCUUCGGCUCAAGUCCUAUCUCUAGGAUUACUGGCAGUCCGCGCUAUGGCAGUCCUUCCGCUACGUCCAAGCAGCCUACCGAGGAAGCGAUUGAAGAAAUGAAGAAACGUUUCCUGGGGCAGGCCUCGCCUGCGCCUGCCACCAGUUCAUCGUCUACGAAGAAAGCGUCGGCGGAGACUAUGACGGCGAGGAGACGGUCGCGCUCCCGGACGCGUAGCAGCAUCGCCGAUGAGAGCGGCGUGCUCCGCCCUUCAUUCACGGGCAUGUCCACCACCGGUGAAGGUCGGGAGACUGUAUCCCGCAUCCCGCGCAAGUCGGAGACACCAUCUUCACGGAGCAGCCCAUCCACAAGCUCGGUCCAGAUCUCCGUGCGCCAGGACAAGACGGGAGAGACGGACUACACCCUGCGUCGCGACCGGACGGGCGACGACGAAGUGGAGUCGCUGCUCGGAGAGAAGGUACCCACGGGCAACCUCAUCGACAUAAGCACAGAUCAUCUGCAGGAAACCGAGUCGACUGGGCCGAUGUCUGACAUCUCGAUGCAUGGGCUGCGAACUGGACUCGGCAUACGGACGACGUCGUCGCGCACGGAUCUCAGCACAGAGUAUGACCAGUCCGUACCGUCUACUCCGGAUCUAGCGGGCGAGUUUUCCGACACAACCCCUCCUGGUCGCCGCACCUCGACCACUUCUACAGGCAGCGGUACCCGGCGUCUGCGCACGUCCGACGCGUUCUCUUCUAACACGCCUACGCCCAAGUCGAAGACGCUCCCGAGUGGAAUCAGCUUAUCCUCACCGACGCCACUGUCAUCGGAUGCGCGGUGUGCGAGGUGCAACUUGCCGCUGUUCACGACGAAGUUUGGAGGGAAGUUCGUGACAGUCCCGGAGGAGCCGGCGAGCAGUGGUGUCCCGCCGAAGACAUACCACACUGCCUGCUUCAGGUGCAAAGUCUGUGACGGCCCUUUCGAAGAGCGUGAAGGAGGACGGACAGUCUUUGUCAGGGGCGAAGACGGUGCUUGUCACGUCGAGGUACCUGAUGGCACGGCGAUAGUCUCAAUCCCGAAGCCAUCGAUCUCGACCUAUUCAACGCGGGAGCCAACCUCGAGCCGGUAUGAGCGGCCACCACCGAGCGCGCCAGCGACGAGUACUACCUUCACGCGUGUCGUGCCCUGGGUGCAACAUCUCGGUUCGCCGAUGGAGCGAGGUGUAGUGCCUGGGCCGCAGGGCACGCGCUGGCACGGAACCUGCCUCCUGAAGGAGGAAGGCAGACCAGGCUGCGGGAAGAAGCUCGACAGCGCAGCGAAGACCGACAUCGACGGCCGGGUGUGGUGCAGGGAGUGCUUGCUCCUUUUGCCCGCUUCGAUGCGGAAUCCGACUUCUCCCGUCAGAAGCCCCGUCGCGCCCCAGCAUACGGGCACGACGACGCUGGCGCGCACGGCGAUGAUGAGGCAGCUCACGGGCGGUGGGCUGAGUCCGACCAGGCAGCUGUCGACGGACGUACCCCCGCCCAAGUCGGUCACGGGCAUACGAAGCACGAAGAGCGAUGGAGAGGGGAGGGGAAUGUUUUUGGUGAGGCAGCUUACCGGUGGUAAGUAG
Molecule: messenger RNA, 2772 nt
Organism: Fomitopsis serialis
Lineage: Eukaryota; Fungi; Basidiomycota; Agaricomycetes; Polyporales; Fomitopsidaceae
Exons: 18
Coding region: 1-2772 (923 amino acids)
Source: RefSeq, a predicted model, not a curated record